This is a messenger RNA of Sinocyclocheilus rhinocerous, 660 nucleotides long. RefSeq lists its product as uncharacterized. The record is from RefSeq and is a predicted model, not a curated record. Lineage: Eukaryota; Metazoa; Chordata; Actinopteri; Cypriniformes; Cyprinidae. Bases 1 to 660 code for a protein of 219 amino acids. The transcript is spliced from 3 exons.
AUGUGGGUCUAUUUACCUUUGCUCCUUUCAGCACUUGCAGGAGACUCUCUUGGUGAUCUAAUAACAUCUCAUGGUUCUGAAAAACAAGCUCAAGAUGGUAACAGUGUUACUCUCUCCUGCAACUACACUGGUGCUGUUUAUAAUCUACUGUGGUAUCGUCAGUAUCAAAGAUCCAAACCAGAACUCCUUCUCUCCAUGACUGAAUCUGGAGAUCCAGUUAAAGCCGAUCCAUCAGCCCACUGGUUAUCUGCUAAAGUUGACAAACUCACAAAGCUCAUGGAACUGGAAAUCAGCCCGGCUAAAGUAUCAGACUCCGCACAGUAUUACUGUGCCCUGCAGCCCACAGUGGCAGGAAACCCUUUUCUCCUGCACAAAAUCUUGCCAAUGAAGCCUGGAUCAAAACCAGAGUUUCUGCUGCUGAUUGUUGAGUCUACUAAAACAGUAGUUCCAGCUUCUCCACUUCAUCCACAUAUGUCCAUCAGACUCCGUAAUAAUAAUGGUGUGGAUCUGGAGAUCUCCUCUGCUGCUGUAUCAGACUCUGCUCUUUACUACUGUGCCCUGGAGCCCACAGUGACAGAAAAACCAACUACACUUUACAAAAAGUUUCCUUUUCUUUGCUUUUUCCUGGCUCAAAAUGAGACGGAGGUGGUACCAUCCUGA